Molecule: messenger RNA, 2272 nt
Organism: Austrofundulus limnaeus
Lineage: Eukaryota; Metazoa; Chordata; Actinopteri; Cyprinodontiformes; Rivulidae
Gene: htr4
Product: 5-hydroxytryptamine receptor 4
Biological process (GO): adenylate cyclase-activating adrenergic receptor signaling pathway; regulation of appetite; chemical synaptic transmission
Cellular component (GO): plasma membrane
Molecular function (GO): G protein-coupled serotonin receptor activity
Source: RefSeq, a predicted model, not a curated record
AUUUUUAUUUUUGGGCUCAUGGGGAUUUAGAGRGGUGACGGGCUUCCAGGAGCCGGAGCCUCCACACAGACAUGGGACUCUGUGCAUUUAUGGUUACAUGAAUGUCAGUGCUGCAGGCCAGAUGCCAGUGAUGGAGGAGCUUGUCAGUAAGAGUGACAGCAUGCCAAAGCGGAUGGCCCUGAUCUGCUUCCUGUCUCUGGUCAUGCUGAUGAGCAUCCUGGGAAACCUGCUGGUCAUGGUGGCCGUCUGCAAAGACAGACAACUCAGGAAGAUCAAGACCAACUACUUCAUCGUGUCCUUGGCRUUUGCCGACCUGCUGGUGUCGGUGCUGGUGAUGCCGUUCGGUGCCAUCGAGCUGGUGGACCAGRAGUGGAUCUACGGGGAGACGUUCUGUCUGGUUCGGACGUCGCUGGAUGUUCUCCUGACCACAGCUUCUAUCCUGCACCUGUGCUGCAUCGCUCUGGACAGGUACUACGCUAUCUGCUGCCAGCCUUUAGUCUACCGCAACAAAAUGACUCCAAUGCGAGUAGCUUUGAUGAUUGGGGGCUGCUGGAUUAUUCCCACCUUCAUCUCCUUUCUGCCCAUCAUGCAGGGCUGGAACAGCAUCGGCAUUGACCAGUGGAUUGAGGAAAGACGGCGAAGCAGCAACUCCACCUCCUGUGUCUUCAUGGUCAACAAGCCAUACGCCCUCACCUGCUCUGUGGUGGCCUUUUACAUCCCCCUGGUCCUCAUGGUGCUGGCCUACCAGAGGAUCUACAUCACGGCCCGAGCGCACGCCCUGCAGAUCAGCAUGCUGCAGCGGGCCGGUGGCGCCGGAGCCAGCACGCCCGGCACUUCCGGCGCAGGAGUGGGUGCAGACUCUGCUGACCAUCAGCGCAACCACCGCAUGCGGACGGAGACGAAGGCGGCAAAGACUCUAUGCAUCAUUAUGGGAUGUUUCUGCCUCUGUUGGGCGCCGUUCUUCGUCACCAACGUGGUGGACCCGUUUAUAGAUUACUCAGUGCCCGAACAGCUGUGGACAGCCUGCCUGUGGCUGGGUUACAUAAACUCCAUGCUGAACCCCAUCCUCUACGCCUUCCUCAACAAAUCCUUCCGCCGUGCCUUCCUCAUCAUCCUGUGCUGUGGGAGGAAGAGGUACCGCAGGCCGUCCAUCAUGGUACCGAGUACUACCUGUACGGCCACUCAGAUCAACGGUUCAACACACGUACUCAAGUAUUCUGUCCUUCACAACGGGAACCACAAAGAGCAGGAGAAGAAGCCUCUGCACACAAACAUCGGCUCCCACGAGUCCUGCUUGUGACGAACAGCGACUCCACGGUCACCCCCGCCCWUCGAAACUCACACCGUCAUCACGGAGACGCAGGAGCCACUGCGGCCUUCGGGGAUCUGAUCCGAGCAAACAGGAGUCGCUUCAGAGAUCAGGACGAUGAUGAGRCGUUGGGUUAUUUUUUUUAAAACUCAAACAGAACCGGCGCUUCCUGCCUCUCUCACGCCAGUUUCUGUCGUCUCAGUUUUCCACAGACGGGCCUGCAGAGACAGAACCGGCCCGGUCCGAACUCAGCACUCAUCCCGUGUUGUGAAGAACUGGCAGCAGCGGUGUGGUUUGGAGAACGUGAUUACUGACUGAUUUAUCCAGUUGAAAUAUGUUGCCAAAGUGAUUUUCAUACAUAUAAAGCGGACCUGACUGAUUAUUUUACAAACCUUUUGUUUCGUUGUUUUUCAUCAGAAAAACCUGCAGAUUUCAGAGGGCUGUUCCUUGUAAACUGAACACAAGUUGGCAGCGAUGAUUUUCUAAAACAAGUGUUAUGUUUUGUGAAGAAGAGAGUCGAACAAAAUGUUUUUUUUUAUUAUUAUUUUUUGCUAAACACCACAUUCAAACAUUCCUGUGUCCUGCAGAGGAAAAGGCUCGUCUCUCCGGUCAGCUCCAUCAAAUCCUCCCGACAGAGACGAAGAAGAACAGGGCGGCAAGGCUGCGUUAAAUCCUUGACCUGGACUGUCCAAGUGCAUUAUCGCAGCUCGGCCUGCGCUGGUCCGGCCCCGGGCCCCGGGCCCCGGCUGAAUGAUUGUUUUAAGUUCAGCAGCAAAAAUAGAAAAACAUUUAAAGAGGAGCACAACACCUGAGAGCUGCUGGUGAAUAAUUCAACAGAUUUUCUGAUGAUGUUCGGCCGAUGUGUGCUUGUUGGGUCUGCCUGAUUCUUUUUCAAGUUUUAUUUGCUAUUUGAGCACAUUUGUUUGUGUGUGUGUGUGUGUGUGUGUGUGUGUGUGUGUGUGU